UCUGCGAGGAAAGGAAAGUAUUUACUUUUUCCUAUUUAGAGCACGGUACUGAUAUUUCUCUCUGGUACCGCACUGCGGUGCCGACGCGGCGCACGUUUUGGGAAAGUGCGUUUCAGCAAAACCCUAAAAAGCUGAGUACUACUACGGCGGACGUCGAGGGGACGUGGACUAUGGAGGAAGCCGAAGAGCAGCCGAUCCGAGGGAAGGGGCGCGACGAGGAAGGAGAAGUAGAUGCUGUCUCCGCCCAAGUCAGGAAUCUUAGUUUGGACGGGAAGUUGGAUGGAACGGAAAAUGGCAGCUGUGUGGAUUGGGGGCCUGAAAGAAAUGUAGGCGGGUGGACAUUGGGAGGAAUUGUGGGUGACGGGAAGGAAGGAUCGGCGUGGGAAAAUCACUUGGAGGUGGUACCUCGGGUUUCCGAGGGGCAGCAAGAGGGCGACGGUAGCUAUAAGGAAGAUUUAGCUGGAUCCUGUCCCUAUCCGCAAAGGCCAGGGCUGCCUGAUUGUGCUCACUAUCUGAGAACUGGGAGAUGUGCUUACGGAUUGAACUGCAGGUUUAAUCAUCCUCUGAUAGGAACGCUCACUCAGUUUUCUAUUCACGAGGAUGUGAGAGAACAUCAAAUAGAAUGCAAGUUCUUCUCAAUGCCAGGAGGUUGUCGGUUUGGGAAUGCAUGCAAGUUUCUUCAUUCUCAAGAAAAAACUGAAAUGCCUGGAAUUGAGCUCAAUUUUUUAGGUCUUCCAAUUCGACCAGGACAAAAAGAAUGCCCCUAUUAUAUGCGCACUGGUGUUUGCAAAUUCUCAAGCAAUUGCCGAUUCAAUCAUCCAGACCCCACUGCUACAAAUACUCAAGAUUAUUCACCAGGAUGUCAAAAUGAUCAUCUGACACCCCGCAUUACAAGCAUGCUUUUUCCUCCCAAUGGGCUCAAUCUAAAUCCUGAUUUCAGGUCUCAGAUCCCAACAAGCCCAAACUACCCCACCGAAAGUUUUAUGCAGCAGUCUUUAUUUCCAGCCCCAUUAAGUAACCCAAUAGCUGUACACCAGCAGGUAAGUGCAAGUUUUCCGGAGAGACCUGGCAAGGCUGAGUGUGCAUACUUCAUGAAGACUGGAGACUGUAAAUUUGGAUCAACAUGCUUAUAUCACCAUCCAAGGAGUCGCCUCACGAUGAGUCCUAGUUACAAUGUCACUCCUGGCAAGACUCCGUGUGCCUACUUCUUGAAGACAGGAGAUUGUAAAUUUGGGUCAGCAUGCAUGUUUUACCAUCCAAGCACUCCUACUUACAAUGUCGGUCCUCAUGGCCUUCCUUCAAGACCUGAUCAGCCAGCCUGUUCAUUCUAUAACCGUUUUGGGAUCUGCAAAUUUGGGCCUGCCUGCAAGUAUGAUCACCCCAUGGUUUCAGCAUCCUCAUCCUAUGAAGCAGCAAGGCCUUUGAGUGAUAUGGUCAGACGAUGAGGUUGAUCAUGCAGCAGUUUUCGGCAGCUACAUGGAUCUGCCACUCUUGAUACCUUAACUAAAUCACCCACAUAGCAACUUGAGUCAGCCACAUGAUGGAUCUGCUACUUGUUUAUUUUUCAUUCCUUUUUUACUGUGCAUAAUAUCGUUUUGCUAGAAUCUAUUGCAACCUUGUGAAUUAUGCUUCUUGCUUUCUUGGGAGAAUUCCAGUCUAGCAUGGAUUAAAUUGGGGGUCCUGCUUUUUAAUAGGGUGCUUGUUAAGGAGAGCUGGAAAUUCAACUAAGUUUGUUAUAAUGCGAAAAAAUUAAAAGCGUAUCUAUUA
Molecule: messenger RNA, 1767 nt
Organism: Zingiber officinale
Lineage: Eukaryota; Viridiplantae; Streptophyta; Magnoliopsida; Zingiberales; Zingiberaceae
Product: zinc finger CCCH domain-containing protein 33-like
Exons: 7
Coding region: 171-1445 (424 amino acids)
Molecular function (GO): mRNA binding; metal ion binding
Source: RefSeq, a predicted model, not a curated record